This is a messenger RNA of Chrysemys picta bellii (western painted turtle), 3896 nucleotides long. NCBI's taxonomy places the organism in Eukaryota, Metazoa, Chordata, Testudines, Emydidae. The record is from RefSeq and is a predicted model, not a curated record.
CAUUGGCCCCGCGGCCCGUCACUCACGGCACUUCCUCCUCAGUCCCGGCCGCCCGUAAAGUUUGGGGGCAAGAAAAAGAAAGAAGCGGCGGAGAAGAGCGAGAGGCGCCGGCCGGGUCCCCGUGCGCCCCCGGCCGUGCCAGCGCCCGUGCGCCCCGGCCGUGCGCCCCCAGCCGUGCCAGCGCCCGUGCGCCGCGCCCCUCGGGGAUGCGCUGCCCCCUUCGGAUGUGACAGCCAGACCCGGACGCCUGGGCUCGGGGUGCAGGGGCGGGGGAGUCUGUGCGUCUCUCCGGGGGGCUCCAUGGCCUCCCCACCCGCCUGCGCCGGCCCCCCGGCUCUCCCCUCUUCCCCCGGGACCUCGGGAGGCUGCCUGGUAGCCCCGGAGCCCGCGCCGCUGGCGCCUGGGUCCUGCGCCGCUUGCCAAGGGGUCUCCUUCCAUCUCCAGAUCGGGCUGACCCGGGAGUUUGUCCUGCUCCCCGCGGCCUCGGACCUAGCUCAUGUCAAGCAGCUGGCGUGCUCCAUAGUGGAUCAGAAGUUCCCAGAGUGCGGCUUCUACGGGCUCUAUGACAAGAUCCUGCUCUUCAAACAUGACCUGUCAUCCGCCAACAUCCUGCAGCUGGUGCGGGUGGCCGGAGACAUCCAGGAGGGGGAUUUGGUGGAGGUGGUGCUCUCAGCCUCGGCCACCUUUGAGGAUUUCCGGAUACGUCCGCACGCCCUGAACGUGCAUUCGUACCGCGCCCCGGCCUUCUGCGACCACUGCGGGGAAAUGCUCUUCGGCCUCGUGCGCCAGGGCCUCAAGUGUGACGGUUGUGGCCUGAACUACCACAAGCGCUGCGCCUUCAACAUCCCCAACAACUGCAGCGGGGCCCGCAAGCGCCGCCUCUCGGCCACCUCGCUGGCCACCUCGCAGUCCCUGCGUCUCGCCACCUCCGAGUCGCUGCCCUGCGCCUCCGACGAGCUGAGCCGGAGCUCCAUGGAGACCUUGCCCCGUCGGCUCACCAGCACCUCCUACAUCGGGCGCCCCAUCGAGCUGGACAAGCUGUUCCUGUCCAAGGUCAAGGUGCCCCACACCUUCCUCAUCCACUCGUACACCCGCCCCACCGUCUGCCAGUUCUGCAAGAAGCUGCUCAAGGGGCUCUUCCGCCAGGGCCUGCAGUGCAAAGACUGCAAGUUUAACUGCCACAAGCGCUGUGCCACCCGGGUGCCCAAUGACUGCCUGGGCGAGACGCUCUUCAACGGCGGGGACGUGCCCAUGGAAGACGCCAGCGAUCUGAGCGAUGCCGACAAGAACUCGCUGAUGGACGAAUCGGACGACUCGGGCAUCAUCCCCGGCUCCCACUCUGAGAAUGAGCUCUGCGGAGGGGACGACGCCAGCAAAUCCCAGGGCUCCAUGGGCUACAUCCCGCUGAUGCGGGUGGUGCAGUCGGUGAGGCACACGACCCGGAGGUCGAGCACGGCGCUGAAGGAAGGCUGGGUGGUUCACUGUAGCAGCAAAGACACCCUGAGGAAGCGUCAUUACUGGCGGCUGGACUGCAAGUGCAUCACGCUCUUCCAGAACAACACCUCCAGCCGCUAUUACAAGGUAAGCGCCCUUUGCCCUGGCCUGGGGCUUGGCCUCCGCGGGACCUGCCUGGUAUGGGAGUCACAGGGGAAGAGCAACCUGUCAGAGCCCACCUAUUGGUGGGAUGUGAAAGCCCCUUUUCCCUUCCCAGGGCAGGCAUCGCUCAGGAUCUCCGUGUCCAACAGCCAGAUCCAGGAGAACGUGGACAUAGCCACAGUUUACCAGAUCUUCCCAGACGAGGUUCUGGGCUCAGGGCAGUUUGGAGUUGUCUAUGGAGGGAAGCACCGUAAGUCGGGCCGGGACGUGGCAGUGAAGGUGAUCGACAAGCUGCGUUUCCCCACGAAGCAGGAAAGCCAGCUUCGCAACGAGGUGGCCAUCCUGCAGAGCCUCCGCCACGCAGGCAUAGUGAACCUGGAGUGCAUGUUCGAGACGCCCGAGAAGGUGUUUGUGGUGAUGGAGAAGCUGCACGGGGACAUGCUGGAGAUGAUCCUGUCCUCGGAGAAGGGCCGGCUGCCUGAGAGGCUCACCAAAUUCCUCAUCACCCAGAUCCUGGUGGCCCUGCGGCACCUGCACUUCAAGAACAUCGUCCACUGUGACCUGAAACCGGAGAACGUGCUUCUGGCCUCCGCCGAGCCCUUCCCCCAGGUGAAGCUGUGUGACUUCGGUUUUGCCCGCAUCAUCGGCGAGAAGUCGUUCCGGCGCUCGGUGGUGGGCACCCCGGCCUACCUGGCCCCCGAGGUGCUGCUAAACCAGGGCUACAACCGAUCGCUGGACAUGUGGUCCGUGGGCGUCAUCAUGUAUGUCAGCCUGAGCGGCACCUUCCCCUUCAACGAGGACGAGGACAUCAACGACCAGAUCCAGAACGCCGCCUUCAUGUACCCGCCCCAUCCCUGGCGCCAGAUUUCGGCCGGAGCCAUCGACCUGAUCAAUAACCUGCUCCAGGUGAAGAUGAGGAAGCGCUACAGUGUGGACAAGUCCCUGAGUCACCCCUGGCUCCAGGAUUACCAGACGUGGCUGGACCUACGGGAGCUAGAGACCAAGAUGGCCGAGCGUUACAUCACCCACGAGAGCGACGACGCCCGGUGGGAGCAGUUCGCCGCCGACCACACCCUGCCCUACCCCGCCCACCUGCGGGCCCCCCGGGGGCCGCCCCCCGAGGAGGAAGAGGAGGAGGGGGAGGGGGAGCUGCAGGGGCUGACAGAGAGGGUCAGCAUUCUGUGAACCUGGCCCCCCACCCCGUGGCAGAGAGAAGACCCCUCCCCCAGCUCUGGUGGAGGGGGCGGGACAAGACGGACCCCUGGGGAUGGGGUGAAGGACACCCCUGCCCCCGCUUUGUGCUGUGGGGACGUGGCUCUCCCUGCUGGCGCCAGAGCAGACAGGACGGCUCCCUUUUCCUGACUGGUGCACCCCCGCCUGCCUACCUGCACGCCCGUCCCUGCCCAUGGGGGCCACUCUCAGGAGCCCCGAGCAGGCGCCCCUAGGGCUGAGGAGAGGCAGGUGGGGGCCCGGGGAUGGGCUGGGGACCCAGGACAUGGCGAGGGCCCUAGGCAGGGCGUGACGCCUGGCACAGCUGCUGAGGUCGCUUGGCGCCCGUCUGGACGGCCCUUGGAUCCCAUGGCGCCCCGGCCAGUGCAUGAAUGGAAUAGAAGAGGACGGGGUGAGAGGCCCGGGGCCUCAGGGAGGGGGCCUGGCAGGUGAGCCCAGGCUCCCGGGGAAGUGGGUGAGGGCCUGGCGCUGUGAUCGGGGGCUGAGGGCAUGAGGGGGGGUGGAGUCCCAGGCACAUGUCAGGGGCCUGGGGGUGGCUGAGGGGUCCCAGCGAUGUAGUUAGGGGAGUGGAGGGAGGGUGCAGGAUGUACUAGGCUUCUGUGGUUAUGAAGGGGAGUCCCAAGGGCAUGGGGUUGGUGUUAGGGGCCUAAGCUAUGAGUGAAGGUUUUUGAGGGCAUGGGGCCCCUCCCUGCACCCACUCUCCCUGGUCCUUGCUGGGGGCAAAAGGGGGUCUCCAUUUUGGGGAGCACAGAGGGAGCUGAGCCCUCCCCCUCCUGUCUUCAGCGGGGUAGAGGGGAGAAGUGUCCCCCCGCACCCCAACCCCUGCUGGCUCCCAGCCGUCUUGGCCAGACCGAAGCCGCCCUAGGCCGAGCCCUGCUGGAUCUUGACGCCCUGCUCCACAUGUGGCCUGCGUGGCCAUGUGCCUCCUGGCCCGUGCACACGCGUGUUCACGGCCGGGCCUGGGGACGGGCGAGUAACUGACGAGGGCGAUGGAGCUGGGGCUGAUCUACGCCGCCCUGCGGUGGAUGCUCGUACGGGGACGUGUGUGUAUAAAUAAAUAGUGAACAGAA